Messenger RNA from Oryzias latipes (Japanese medaka), 2218 nucleotides. RefSeq names its product core 1 synthase, glycoprotein-N-acetylgalactosamine 3-beta-galactosyltransferase 1, like a (gene c1galt1la). Lineage: Eukaryota; Metazoa; Chordata; Actinopteri; Beloniformes; Adrianichthyidae. The record is from RefSeq and is a predicted model, not a curated record. Gene Ontology annotation, cellular component: membrane. Gene Ontology annotation, molecular function: N-acetylgalactosaminide beta-1,3-galactosyltransferase activity.
UAGAUUAAAAAAAACCGGAUAGAUGAGAGCAAGCUGUCCGACAGGUGGAGGCUUUCGUGUGGUUUCUCGGAUUUGGAGGAGCAUGUGGCUGGAAAUAACCGCUAGUUUACCAAUGAUUGGUCCCCCUACGACGACAGUCCUCGCAGAUCUGCAGAGAUUGUCAGGAUGAUCAUGGGAACCGUCUCCAGGUGGACGUUUCUUCUAGGGUUCCUGGUGGGCGCCUGCUGCAUGUUCUUCUUCCUGCGCCAGGUGUGGUUUGAGCGAAGUUACCCAGUGCUAUCAGAAGCUCAAGAAAGAGCCCCGACUGUCGGAGAACCACCAACCAGCUGGAAGAAAGAGGGAGCUUCGCUGAUCAACCUGCUCCACCCACACCAUGCAGGUGAGAACAGCCGGGUAGCAGACAUGCUGUUCCAGAAGGUGCGUGUUCUCUGUUGGGUGAUGACAGGGCCGGAGAACCUGGAGAGCAGAGCCCGCCACGUCAGAGCCACUUGGAGUCGGCAUUGCAACAUUGUGGUGUUCAUGAGCUCUGUGGGGGAUCCUGACUUUCCCACGGUGGGUCUGGACACCAAAGAGGGCCGUGACCAGCUGUACUGGAAGACCAUCCGAGCCUUUCACUACGUCUAUGAACACCACGGAAGCGACGCAGACUGGUUUUUAAAGGCAGAUGAUGACACAUAUGUGGUGGUGGACAACCUGCGCUGGAUUUUGUCCAACCACACCCCAGACGAGCCAGUUUAUUUUGGGAAACGCUUUAAGCCUUACACUAAACAAGGGUACAUGAGUGGUGGAGCGGGCUAUGUGCUCAGUAAGGAGGCCCUUAAGAGGUUUGUAGAAGGCUUUCGGACUGGUACAUGUACUCACACCACUCCUGUGGAAGACUUGGCAUUGGGUCAGUGUUUGGAAAAGAUGGGUGUGAUUGCAGGCGACUCCAGAGACACUUUACAUCGAGAGACUUUUCAUCCGUUUGUGCCAGAGCACCAUCUUACGACCAAGUUCUCCAAGACCUUUUGGUACUGGAGCUACUGCUAUUAUCCAAUUGUUGAGGGUCCACAGUGCUGCUCAGACCUGGCUGUAUCCUUCCACUAUGUGGACGCAACGCUGAUGCACACGCUGGAGUACUACACCUACUACCUGAGAGCUUAUGGCUAUGUGCCGCGCUAUCGGCCCUCUGUGAACCACAGCGUGGCGUCUCCCCAGGCAGCCGUGACGACAGGACUCGUUCAGGAGCUGACGGACAGAAAGAAGCACACAAGCCCGGCAGAUUCUGCUUCCAGCAACCAAACCAAAGUGGAAAAGAAGAAAAAAGACAAUUUGAACCUUGUUAGGAGCACAAAUGCAGUGACGCAAAACACUCACGGCUGAAUCACUGCUGUUUUUCAGCUGGGGCUGAAUGUGCCAUUAUAACUACAAUUAUCUGAUCUACAUUAGAAUUGACAGUAGAGGCCCCUGUGGCUUCUCUCACCCCAUGACAAGGUGAUAGCAGUGGUGGAACGCGCCGUCUGUGGUGAAGUCCUCUACCCGGUGCGGUUUAUUUGCUAAUUGGUCGCUCUUCCUGAUGAUAAAACUUUCUGAAUGUGAUCACAGAAUAAGAACUUGCAGUAAAGGUGGAGACACUUUGGAUGUGGUUAGGUGGCUAAAUUUAGGGAAUUGGAAAGGUCCAUGAAGAUACUUCACACCACAAAUGAUUGAAUGUUUUUCCUCUGUCUGUAGGGCAGCAGCUCCUGUCACAGCCGUGAACUGUUUGUCCUUUUAAUAGCCACUUUUAUGAUGUUGGUCUUGUUGCUGUACACAUCUUUUUUUCAGUUUAAACAGGAUGAUACAAGUACCUUUAAGGUCACUGGGAUUUUUUUAUGUUUGAGUUGGAUUUUUUUUUCAGUUUUACUGGUCAAGAAUUAAUGGAAUAUUCAAACCCAACACACCAAAGUAAUGUGUUCUUUAUUACAUAACAAGUCUGCCUUAGAAAAUAUUUUUUGUGACCUUAAAAAGAGAAAAGCUCUUAUGGUGGUCGUGGUCAUCAUUUGACGCUAAAACCAAACGCAUCUGUAAUGUUACCCCCUUUGUUUUGGCAAAGCUCGUAAGGCUGCAUGUCCAGCAGGGAAGAAUCACUCAGACAGCGACAGGAAAAUGCAAUAUUUAAAUCGAUAGAAUAAGUAUAAAAAAAUUACAUUUAUUUUGAACUUUCAACAAAAAAAGAUGCAUAAUAAAGAAAUUAAGAUGA